Haemonchus placei is the source of this 225-nucleotide messenger RNA. Lineage: Eukaryota; Metazoa; Nematoda; Chromadorea; Rhabditida; Trichostrongylidae. The record is from the annotation of a GenBank genome assembly.
AUGCGUGUAUACUCGUCGGUCCUACAUGUGCUUUUUCGCCGCCAAAAAAAGGAAUGGUGUAAACUGGCAUGGGCAAUAGCAACAGCGGCUCGUAAUGAAAUGAAGAUUUUGUCGAUCGCACCACCCCGUGGAGACGCAGCAUAUGCACAGAAUAGGAUGAAGGUGAACCAGGCCGCUGAACUUGGAAGUCGGUUGCGCUCAUGUCGCGAAAUAUUGUCAGCCUGA